CAGCUGCGAAAAAAUUAUGACAAUUCAUUGAAUUAGUAUUUUUCAGAAUUUUUCAGCAAAGAUAAUAUUGCUUUAAGAAUAAGUCUUUGUGAACUUCAAAAGUUAAUUUCAAUUAAUUCCAUAUCCAUUAUUAGUACUGUGGUUGUUGUAUCUAUCAAGUUCACAGAGAAUAUUUGGAAAGCGAUCACACCAAAUGAAUGUCGAUGCUUUUCAGCAGUCGCUAAAUCAAUCGCUGCAAGCCCUUGCAUUAAAGUUAGAACUAUUUGUGGGCGUGGCGGUGCAGACAGUAGUUUCAAUACAGCAAGAAUUCUCUGAAACAACUAGCAAUUGGCGUAGUCCUAUUGAGUUUUCAGCGCUGCAGCUAACUCUGCUAAAAGUGCUGCUGGUUUUGUUACUAGGUACUGCGGGACUCAUCGCGUAUUCGUGGCGUGUUUACGGAAAAGUAAUAACUGAAAAAUUUGUUCGGCCUAGCACUCUCAAGGAAAUUGAGGAGCUCAAGUUAUCCGUCGCCAAAUUAAAAUUGCCUAAAGAGCAUUCACCUAGAAUAUAAAGGAUCUACUUGGUUGAAAG
Molecule: messenger RNA, 570 nt
Organism: Bactrocera neohumeralis
Lineage: Eukaryota; Metazoa; Arthropoda; Insecta; Diptera; Tephritidae
Exons: 2
Coding region: 194-550 (118 amino acids)
Source: RefSeq, a predicted model, not a curated record